Neocloeon triangulifer is the source of this 960-nucleotide messenger RNA. Its product is annotated as ATP synthase subunit s, mitochondrial. The transcript has 4 exons. The coding region runs from base 128 to 721 and encodes 197 amino acids. The record is from RefSeq and is a predicted model, not a curated record. Lineage: Eukaryota; Metazoa; Arthropoda; Insecta; Ephemeroptera; Baetidae.
CCUAUGAGCCAUGGUAAACAAAACAAAGUACGCGCAGGAAAACAGAAUCUACUGGAAGGAAGGAUAUAAAUAGUCAAAUAGUGUGUCUCCUUACAGUUUGAUUCAUUUGCAAUUCGAUUGAGAAAUUAUGAAUUAUGUCGGCAGAAGGUACAUCUGGGGAUGGUUGAACUCAGUCUUUAAUCGCUUUGACCCGAGCCGGGUGAAGGAUGUGGGACCUGACAGGGCGUGUGCUGAGUGGCUGCUCAGGUGCGGCGCAGGGCUGAAGUGGAAAAACAGCAAAUCAUACUUGACUGAUUACAACUCUUUGCCGUCCACUUACGUACAGAAGAUCGCCGAAAUCAAUGCCACCGACUCGGCCGUCAUGGAUUGUGGCUUCCCACACUUGAAUGGAUUGACGGAGGUUGAAAAAAUUGUCUUCCAUAAGUGUGGCUAUUUGACGGAUGACGCCCUCAAGUAUUUGCCAAUUUUGAAAAACUCCCUGAGGCAUUUGCAAAUUUCCAGCUGUGGCAACAUCACAGCACAAGGAUUGCAGCCUGUUAAAGAGCUAAGCAAGUUGCAGUCAAUUUUGCUCUAUGAUCUGCCUGAAAUCAAAAGCAAAGAAUCUGUGAUUCAAGAUCUGCAGUCAGCUUUGCCGCAGUGCGAUGUCCAGUUCCCAUACGCUCAGGCUGCUGAGCAAAUAGAACUGGAAAAUGAGGAGAAGAAGACUGGAAAAAUGAAAUAAUUUAAUGUCUUGAAAGCUCCUGCAAAACCUCCAAGAAGACUAAAAUUGUAGCAUUUAAAGACUGUAUUAGUGGGAAAACCGCCCUUUAUGUCAGGAAAAUUUCUGUUAAGUUAUGUUAUUUUGCCUGAAAGACCUCUUUUGGAAUUGCUUGUAAACCAUAAUAUAAACCAUAAUCCAUAAUAUGUUGUACAAGUUUUAUGAAAUUAAUUGAAUAAUAAAAAAAUGAAAUAAAGUGUGAC